CCUCACUCCCUCCCCAACCCAUCCAGUCUGGAUCCCCAAUCUGACUGUCAAAAUGAGCUUCGCUGGCCCGGCGGUGCCCCUCAAGGCGGUUAUCCCACUCCGCAUCGUUUCUGCAACACGACACUGCCCUCGUCGGAAUUUAUCAUCCAGGGCCCACUUGAUUCGACCAUCAAUAGCGCCUCGGAUACCUCAGCAACAUGCAACACAAUCGCGAUUCUUCCAUGCCACUGCCCCCUCCCUUGCAGUAUCUGACCCGUACGCAACCCUGGGGGUGAAGAAGAACGCUUCUGCAUCCGAGAUAAAAAAGGCAUACUAUGGCAUGGCUAAGAAGUACCAUCCGGAUACAAACAAAGACCCUUCAGCCAAAGACCGAUUCGCCGCCGCCCAAUCUGCCUACGACAUACUCUCAGACGCCGAUAAGCGAAAAGCCUACGACUCAUACGGCGCCGCAGCCUUUGACUCAAACGGCGGAUUUAACCCUGGUGCUGGCCCUGGUGCUGCAGGACCUGGGGGACCCGGGGGCAACCCGUUCGCCGGUUUCGGUUUCGGCGGGUUUGGUGGCGCCCAAGGCGGCGGGUUCCAAGGCGGGUUUGCGCAAGAUAUCAAUAUUGAGGACUUGUUCAGUGCCUUUGGGGGUGGGAGGAGAGGGCGGAGUGCCAGAAAUAGUCCGUUUGAAGAGGAGAUUCUCAUGGGGGAUAAUAUUGAGGUGCAAACAAACAUAUCGUUCAUGGAUGCAGCAAAGGGUGUCAGAAAGGAUAUUCACAUCACUCCACUCGCCGAAUGCACCACAUGUCAUGGCAGCGGCUUAAAGAAGGGUGCGAGAAGAGCCGAGUGCAAGAGUUGCGGUGGCACAGGCACCAGAGUGACCUCAAUGGGCGGCUUCCACAUGUCGGUGACUUGCUCAAGCUGCGGAGGAUCCGGAGUGUCAAUACCUCGAGGAUCAUCUUGUGGGACUUGUGGUGGAGAUGGAGCGGUCAAAGACAGGAAGACUGUCACGAUCGAUAUUCCUCCUGGGGUUGAGGACGGCAUGCGACUACGGGUGAACAGAGAGGGAGAUGCGCCUCUCACCGGCCAAGCAAUGGGGCAAAAUGUGAGGGGUGCGAAGGGAGAUUUGUACGUGUUAAUUCGAGUUGCCUCGGAUCCCAAGUUCAAGAGGGCGGGAAGCGACAUCCUCCACACGGCUACAUUACCCUUGACAACCGCAGUGCUUGGUGGAGAGAUCAGGGUGCCAACUCUGGAUGGCGAAAUCAUGGUCAAGGUGCCUACAGGCUCCGGGACAGGGGACAAAGUUACACUAUCCGGCAUGGGCAUGGGCAUUGUUGGGCGAAGAAACGCAAGAGGCGAUCUCAAAGUGGAGUUCAAAGUGCAGAUGCCGAAGUACCUCAGCGUGAACCAGCGAACCAUCCUGGAAAUGCUCGCCGACGAGAUGAACGACAAGACGGCGAAACGAAUAAUGAACAUUGGCAAGAUGAAGGGCGAAGAGCCAAAGACAUCGGGUUCGCAUCAGAACGAGGGCUUCUUGAAAUCUGCAUGGCAUAAUCUUACCGGACAGCAUAAGAACAUAGACACGGAUAACGAUAAAAAGACCGAAGCGAAGACCGAGUCGAAAAAGGACGACGAACCGAAGAAAGCGUCUGGAUCAGGAUCAUGAUGGGAUGGCACGUGCUUUGAAAUCUUGUAUAAUACUGCAACCCUUCUCCUAUCUGUAUUGUACAAACCCUAACGACACUGGCACAUAAGGAGGUAAUUUUGCCAGGAAAACAUGGACCUUGCAUUUAUUGGCGCACCCCCAGAUUCCAACAUUUUCCUUUCUUUUUUCCGCCGACCAUUUUGGGCAACCCUCUAGAAGAGUUCGUUAGUAUUAGGCCUAUCUCGACUCAGGCUUGUAUAUUACCCUGCGGGCUGCAGCGCUUAUCCAAGCCUCUCACGUGGCUCACUGCCGUUGUGAAUGGUGGAUUGCGACCGGCUGACUUGG
Molecule: messenger RNA, 1975 nt
Organism: Lindgomyces ingoldianus
Lineage: Eukaryota; Fungi; Ascomycota; Dothideomycetes; Pleosporales; Lindgomycetaceae
Exons: 2
Coding region: 53-1651 (532 amino acids)
Biological process (GO): protein refolding; response to heat
Cellular component (GO): cytoplasm
Molecular function (GO): heat shock protein binding; ATP binding
Source: RefSeq, a predicted model, not a curated record